Molecule: messenger RNA, 2361 nt
Organism: Rotaria sordida
Lineage: Eukaryota; Metazoa; Rotifera; Eurotatoria; Philodinida; Philodinidae
Source: the annotation of a GenBank genome assembly
AUGGCAACGGCAAUAACUGAAAGAAAUCUAUGUGAUACAUGCGGUAAAGCUAAAGGAAUUUCUAAGUGUGAAGGAUGUGCAAAAAUUUUCUGUUACAAUCAUUUUGGAGAUCAUCGUCAAGAAUUAAAUAAACAAUUAGAUGAAGUUGAAGUUAUUCGUGACCUCUAUCGACAAACAUUUACUGAACAAACAGCAGAUCUACAAAGAGAUAAAUUGGUACAACAAAUUAAUGACUGGGAAAGUGAUUCGAUAAAAAAAAUUCAAGAAACAGCAGAAGAAGCUAGACAAAUAUUAUUUAGACAUACAAAUGAACAUAUUAAACAAAUAGAAGUUAAAUUAAAUAAGUUAACUGAUCAAUUAAGACAAAGUCGUCAAGAAAAUGAUUUUGUUGAAACAGAUCUACAUCAAUGGAAAGAACAAGUUGCACAAUUAAAUAGAGAACUUACAAAUCCAUCAAGUAUUAUACUUCGACAAGAUUUAGAACCAUUUAUCACUAAAAUUUAUGUUGAGAUAUCAACCAUACCAUUGGAUUUUACUAAUAUUGGGAUCAAUACAAGAUGGAUCCAACAUGGUAUUACAAUAGCUGGAGGUAACGGAAAGGGUAAUUUAUUAAAUCAACUCUGUUAUUCAUGGGAUAUAUAUGUUACCGAUAAUCAAACUGUCUAUGUCGCUGACAGCUCGAAUCAUCGUAUUGUGGAAUGGAAAUGUGAUGCAACGAAUGGUCAAAUUAUUGCAGGUGGACAUGGACCAGGAAAUCGAACUGAUCAGUUGAAUGAUCCAAGAAGUGUGAUUUUCGAUAGAAAAACCGACUGUCUUAUAAUAGGCGAUAAUGGAAAUCGACGAGUUUUACGAUGGCCUCGUCAAAAUGGCACAAAUGGACAAAUAAUCAUUUCAAAUAUUGACUGCUCCCGCUUGACAAUGGAUAACGAUGGAUAUCUCUAUGUUUCUGACAAUAGUAAACAUGAAGUAAGACGAUGGCAAAUAGGUGAAACGGAUGGAACAUUAGUAGCAGGUGGUAAUGGACUUGGUCAUAAUCUUAAUCAACUCAAUUGUCCCAAUCACAUAUUCAUUGAUCAUGAACAUUCAGUAUAUGUGUCAGAUAGCGACAAUCAUCGUGUAAUGAAGUGGAUGAAAGAUGCAAAAGAAGGCAUUGUUGUUGCUGGUGAUCAAGGUAAAGGGACUGAUCUGACACAACUAUCAUAUCCUCGUGGAGUAAUCGUCGAUCAUUUGGGCACUGUUUAUGUGUCAGAUUAUGGCAAUCAUCGAGUAGUGCGUUGGUUCAAAGGAGCAAGACAAGGUAGUAUUGUAGUUGGUGGAAAUGAAAAGGGAAACCAAUUGAAUCAACUUAACCAUCCUACAGGUUUGUCAUUCGAUCGACAAGGACAUCUUUACGUUUCCGAUUAUCACAACUAUCGAGUACAAAAAUUCAAUAUUGAUUCCAAUUCGAGUUCAUAGUGAUAUAACGGAACGUUAAUGAACUAUUGCGUUUCUUGUUAAUCUUUUUUUUUUGCUACAUAUCUUCAGCUACUUUCGAUGUACUGGAAAUGUCAUAUCAAUGAAGUUGUGUAAUUUGAUUUGACUGAAUGAUGAAAAUUUUUCUUCAACUUCUCAUAAGAAUAAUAAAUAGUACAUAGUACUCUGUGACAUCAAUAUUGAAAUAUAAGAUUGUUUCUUUAUAUUUAUUAAUUAAUCAUCGAAUACUUUAUCUUGUACUACGUUUACGCACUACUGUGAUGAUUGAUAAUAAAGACUCACUUGAAAUGUAAACAUGAUUCAAUAAAAUAUACCUACUUUUUCAAGAUAGUUUUUUUUAGUGAAACUUGAGAUACACCAAAUUCAAGUUGUUCAGAUUUCAUAAAAUCGAGUUUGUUUUGAAGUUCAGUAAUUAUUAAUUGAAUAUUCAUAAAAUAAUUGUUAAAAAAAAUACAUGUAUCUAUCGAAAUAGUACAUUGUACAGAUUAGAACAUUGUUAAUUAUUAAAAUGAUCCAAACAUUCAUAAAAAAUCGAUUUUGAUCAAUAAAAAGAAACUGACUUUAUCGAAAUUUUUAUAAAAUGAAUCUUUCAAAUAGGGUGUGGGUGUGGGUGUGGAUGUGGGUGUGGGUAGGUGUGGGUGAGUGUAGAUGUGGGUGGGUGUAGGUGUGGGUGAGUGCAGGUGUGGACAAGUGUGGGUGAGUGUGAAUGUGGUUUUUCUAUUAACUCCCACACCCGCACCCUUGCCACAAACACACCCACCCACUCACAAACUAUUUACUUUUUUAUAUGACCCUCCCCAGGUCGAACUCACCCCAUCGGAUCCGAUGGGAAUUCGUCGGAAGUUGUCGGAAUCCUUGGUAUCGGAUUCCGACAGGAAGUUGUCGGAU